This is a messenger RNA of Paramacrobiotus metropolitanus, 2111 nucleotides long. RefSeq lists its product as uncharacterized. NCBI's taxonomy places the organism in Eukaryota, Metazoa, Tardigrada, Eutardigrada, Parachela, Macrobiotidae. Gene Ontology annotation, cellular component: membrane. The transcript has 5 exons. Gene Ontology annotation, molecular function: hexosyltransferase activity. The record is from RefSeq and is a predicted model, not a curated record. The coding region runs from base 437 to 1990 and encodes 517 amino acids.
CUAACAUUUGCCGGUAACGUUCUGCUCCGUGUAAAAAUAAUCACGUUCAGCUUCUUUUCAACGCACGCACACACACGUGUACACAAACAAAAUGAUGUUGCGGAUUAAUAUUGCUAACGGAUUAGCAGCGACCUUGCCUUGACAUUAAGUAAUAUUGUACAACAUCCAUUCAGCGUUAUAUUAAAGGGAUCUGUGGAAAAAUAAUUAACCGGGAAUUUGAUUCUGGAUGCGUAUAUAUGCCGGUUAUUAUUUAAUGAUGUACGGACAAAUUUACGUCAUCGAUGAGAAGCGUUAUACCACCCCUGAGGGACACUGCUGAAGUUGAUCUGUGUUGCUGUUGUGGCGAAACCGCGAAUGGCUCAUUAAAUCAGUUAUGGUUCACUAAAUCGUACGUUUACACGGAUCACUGUGGUAAUCGUGUGUGGCGGGAAUCGCGAUGCCCGGCCUCCGCUGGCGCCGGCUGACGGAAUGGCGCUUCGUCCUGGUGGCCGCGCUGGUCUUCCUGUGGUCCAGUCUCUUCCUAACGCGCCGGCCCGGCCCCGAUCUCGGAGGUGACGAGGCGGGGUGGGAGGGCUGCGAAGGCGAGGAGCGGCGCAUCGCCAACUACCUGGUGGUGAUGCGGACCAGCGUGGGGGCGCGCGGGGUGCGCGACGUGAUACGGGGGCGCGUGGGGGAGCGGGAGAGAGAGCAGGGCCGCUCCUGCAACAUGGACGUAGUGUUCCUAUUCGGCGGACUGGGUGAGAAUAGCUCCGCUGUGGCCGCGUUGGCCCGUGAGACCGCCGAGACCGGGGAUAUCGUGCGGCUGGACACCGUCCCCGAUGCGCACUCGCGGGACGCCCCGCUGGCGCUGCAUUUUGCGCGGACGCUCAAUCAAAAUAAGCGGAGGUGCCGGUUGUACCGGCAGGUGAUCUUCGGACAGCAUAUGCAUAACGAGGAACGCCUAUUGGCGAAACCCAGCACCCCGGCGGAGCGUUCCAAAGCCAACUUCUGGGAGUUGGACGGCUGUCUGCGCUUCUCGAAUAUCCGCGAUAAUAAUCCGCUUUUCUAUGCUCAUUACUUUCCGCGCCGUUUGCAUUUACAGCUAGAAACUCAGCUGUCAUUUUCUUACAACGAGGAUGUGAUAACGCCGCACGAUUAUCCCUACCUCCUCGGUGAUCCGCAGCGCAUCUGCAACCGUUCGGACACCGGCGAAUACUUUGCCGUGGUGGCGGUGCACUCCUCGCAACGCAGCUUCGACAAUCGCAUUCUGAUUCGCGACACAUGGGGCCACCGGAAGAUCCUGCAGAAAUACGGGAUGAAGCUGAUAUUCUUUGUUGCGCGCAACUCCAGUGCGCCGCCAUCGGAAGCCCGGAAGUUGCGUGAGGAAAGCGACAGCUUCGGAGACAUCGUCCAGGAGGACUUCGAAGAGGCCUACAAGAACAUGACGCUGAAGCAGGUGGGCCUGUUCAAGUACAUGACCCUGCACUGCUCCCACCUCCGCUACCGCUUCCUCCUCAAAGUGGACGACGACGUGGUCUUCGACCUGCCCAACUCUAUCCGGCUCCUCACCGGGAUGACGCGCACCUUCCCCAACGGCGUCCCGCACCGCUCCGUCUUCUGCUACCACUUGAACGAGAUCGCCGACGUCCCCCGCUACAAGGGCAAAUGGUUCGUGGCACCGGGGGAAUUCCCGGGGAAGUUCUACCCGGCGUAUUGCUCGGGCGCCGGCUACUUCCUGACCCGGGAUCUUGUCGGGGCGCUGUACCGGGCGGCGCUGCACGUGCGCACCUUCUGGGUGGACGACACGUACAUCACGGGGGUGCUGCCGAACGUCAUCGGGGACGUGAUGCUGUACCAGCUGCCCAAGCAGUUCAGCGGCCUCACCGUGCAGGAUCUGGAGCGGGCCGACCCGGUGGACGCCUAUCCCGCUAUGUACUUCUUCCACACCGGGCAAAGUGCGUGGUUGUUCAAGAAGAUGUGGAAUAUCGUCCGGAAGCGACACGUCUUCUGACCCAUGACCUUUAACUGGUUAAAUGGCCCGGGGACACCGUAUCUGUUGACUGUUUUAGUCUUGUAAAGCUGCCGUAAAUAAACAUAACCGGUUUCAGUUACGCCAGUUUUCCCUGUUAACA